This is a messenger RNA of Annulohypoxylon truncatum, 999 nucleotides long. RefSeq names its product eukaryotic type KH-domain (KH-domain type I). The transcript has a single exon. Gene Ontology annotation, molecular function: mRNA binding; zinc ion binding. Gene Ontology annotation, biological process: regulation of mRNA splicing, via spliceosome. NCBI's taxonomy places the organism in Eukaryota, Fungi, Ascomycota, Sordariomycetes, Xylariales, Hypoxylaceae. The record is from RefSeq and is a predicted model, not a curated record. Gene Ontology annotation, cellular component: nucleus. The coding region runs from base 1 to 999 and encodes 332 amino acids.
AUGGCUUCAACAAGCAAGGGAAAACGGAGCAGAUGGGGACCCGAGACUACCACGAUGGGGACCACCUCAAUUACGGCGCCUAUGACGAGCGAACAGAUUGAUGCAUACAUAUUGCAUUUCCGGAUCAAAGAGAUCACUCAAACACUGAACGUAGACGAUGUUGCCCUUGCUAAUUAUCGUCGCAGAUCUCCAUCACCUGAACCCCUCUACGACUCAUCAGGUAAACGAAUCAACACACAUUAUCGUCUCUACCGAGAAAGUCUGAAGAAGGAACGCCACACUCUAAUACAGACUGUCAUGCGCACCAUUCCUAAUUAUCACCCGCCACAGGAUUACGUCCGAGGCAGCUUCCGAUGGAGAAACCCUACAGAGAAGGUGUACAUACCCGUAGAGGAAUUCCCGGAAGUGAAUUUCAUCGGGCAGCUUUUGGGACCACGCGGGCGCAGUCUUGCCGAGAUGAACACCAAAUCUCAUGCCUCUAUAGUCAUUCGCGGCAAAGGUUCCGUGAAAGAAGGCAAAGGCCGCACCGGCCCUCGUGGGCCCAGACGAGUCGAUACUGACGCUUACCAGGAACCUCUCCAUUGUCUCAUUACGGCGGAUACACAAGAGAGUGUCGAUACGGCAAAACAACUCGUUCAAGCAGUCAUCGAGAAUGCCAUUACCACACCAGAACACGAAAAUAACAGAAAACGCCAGCAACUCCGAGAUCUCGCUUUAGCGAACGGGACUUUUCGCGACGAUGAAGGCAUAGGGAAGGCCACUAACAUGACCCACAAUAUGCCUGCAUCAAUUAUUGUGUGCCAUAAAUGCGACGGACUCGGUCACAUUGCCCGUGAUUGCCGCAAUACGAAGAUGGCAGUCUCCCAGAAGACACCGCCGUGGAGGAAGUCGACUACUAAUUUGGAAGCGAAGGAUUCUCUGGAACUUACUUGCUCCAGAUUCCUCGCCGAUAUGGAAAAUGACGUACGGGCUAUUAACUGGAACCUGUCUAGACAUUGA